Messenger RNA from Penicillium oxalicum, 477 nucleotides. RefSeq lists its product as uncharacterized. NCBI's taxonomy places the organism in Eukaryota, Fungi, Ascomycota, Eurotiomycetes, Eurotiales, Aspergillaceae. The record is from RefSeq and is a predicted model, not a curated record. Bases 1 to 477 code for a protein of 158 amino acids. The transcript has a single exon.
AUGCAAUCUUCAGAGCCACUCCGAGUGUUGGUCAUCGUAUCCCAACGGAGUUCCUUGUACAGUCACAGCACAACCGCACCCGAUGGGAUUGUGAGACGAGCAUUGCGACUUCUCGCAAAGAAGGGCAUGCGGGGAGUGUCGGAUGGGCUUCCACAGACCCGGCUCCUCGCGGUGCAAAAGUGGAAGAGCCGCACCUAUCUCGUCUUCGACAUCGCCAACGAUAGAUACGACGCAAGCCGUGGCCAUCUGCCGGAACACAACCAGCUCAGCGUGGUGGUCACCCACUUUAGCAAGAAGAGAGCGGCGUAUCCAGCAAGCGCUUGGGUUGCUCAACAGGUCAACCAUGAUGUUGCGAUGCUGCACAAUGCCAACGGGUUUGAUGCCCUUCCCCCAUUCAUGGAAGACCACACCCUCGGAGCACCCCCGUCAUAUCAAAAUCCCCGCGAUAUCUCCCUGUUACAUGUCAAAUACACAUAG